UCAGCUCUGCAAAUAUCAGAAUCAUGUUUUCCCAUCUGACAGUCAUCAUGACUGAUUAGCUCUAUAUUAUUAGGAGAUCACACAACCUUGGGGAACCCCAAGAGGAGGACACUACUGGACAAAAUCCAAACAAAUGUUGGACAUUGGCCAUCAACCUCCACUAUAUUAUAUAGUAGAAGAUAUACUGUAAUCAGGUAGCACAUGUUGACUUCCUGUUAACCCUUUGAUUGGCUAUCCCUCUCUGAAUAACAACAUAAAGGCCACGGUCUAGGUCGAAACACACUGUGUCUAACAGAAAUUGCAACGCAACGGAACCAACAUUUCCGAUUGAAGGCUUAUAAGCCUAGUGACUAAUGGCAUGCUGUCAAUUAACACAUCAGAUUUCACAUUUGGUGUUAACGCCUUGCAAGAAGCUGCAUGCAAACCCGCUGAUGGAAAAUGGAGCUCCAGACCACAUUAGUCAAGGACCCCAUUUUGUGUCACUGACACUUACAACCACAGCCUAUGCCAUUGGUUGAGAGGAAACAUCUGUGUGGGAGGUGUUGAUAAAUGUUUAUGUAAAGUAUUUUUUUUUUUAUCUCUGUUUCCUACUGAGUCAACUGUUCGAUUUGUGAUUUGUAACUUCUGCUUAAUUUCCUAUAGCUUUAAAUUAUAAUCAUUAAGUGUCAGUUUCGGCGUAGGCCUGUAGCCUGCACAUUUUAAAGCAGAUUACUUGUGGCUGUUUUAAAUAUAAUGCUUAAGUAGGGACUAAUCUCUGCCUCAACAGUGUUUAUUGUAAUCAUGAUCGCUACCUCUGCCAUAAUUAUUGUAUUUAUGGUUUGGGCCUCAUUUCCAACAUCAGGUAAGUGUCUGAAAUUUACAAAAACAUUAAUAUCACUCAAUACUUAGCUGAGUGAAACUACCUGGGGGUUAGAAUUCUCACAUAUGUAUGGGCCUUUAUUGAAAAUUCAAAAGGCUAUACAGUGUUUAACCUUAUUGUACACUGUUAUACAGCCCAACAAUUAGUUUACAGAUGUACCACAGAAACUUAAAAAUAGAUGUUUUUGAAUACUCAUUUGAAAUGUCAAUAUUCAAAUGUCUCUCUGGACGUUGAAAACCUGCUAAUCAGUUUAAUCAAAUAGGACAUGCAUUGAGUGAUUUGUUUAGGCGAUUGAUGAAGCUGAAUUAACAUGAUGUUGUUAUUGUUUUCUAUAGGCAUAAGAGAAAUUGCUAACUAUUUCAAUCAUCAAUCCAUCAUUUAUUCAUCCAUUCCUUACAUAUAAACCUUUUAUAAACACUUUAUUAACAGUACUUUCAUGUAACGCUAUUGUACUUUCUUAGUGUUUUUAUCAAUGUGUUGUAGAAUCUUCAAGUCCUCUUCGCAUACCGCUUGGGAGAAAAUUGUUGAUACCCUGCAUAAGUAAUGAAAGUCAUCCAGAAUCUUUUAGCUGGUUUUACAGUACAAACAAUGUUGGUCGGCACCGCACCCAGAUUUUUCAUGAGGAUAAAAGUGGCCUACAUCUCAUUUCCAAACAUUUUUGGCAUAGAAAGAGUGUUUUAAGGAAUCGUUCACUUGUAAUCAGCCCUUUUACAGAGGAGGAUCAAGGAAUAUACUUAUGUGGAUUGUAUAAAAAUGACAAGAUCACAUAUGGAUUGUCCACUUCAGUUGUUCUUGAAAAAGGAUCUCACAUGCCAAUAAUAACCACUGUGUCAAGCAGUGGUUUUAUGCAUGAAGUAACUAAGAAUGUGAUUACCAGCACAUAUUACGCACUUGACUCCGCUCUGAACAACACCACCAACAAAAGCAUAGACAAUGGGUCUACUCCUCCAGGUAACCGAGAACCUCAAUGGCUGGCAUCAACAGUAGCUGGAGUCUCUGCAGCUGUGUGCCUUUUCCUUGUUGCACUGGCACUGUUUAAAUUAUGCCAUUUCAAAUGGAGAAUAAUCGCAGCUUCUGCCAAUCAACUUCUCUGUGGUGGCCAGGGGACCAGCUUUGAGGAAGAAACUACAUGUGUUUAUUCAUCCUUGGUUAUCAGGAGAGUCCAACAGAGAGAUGACAUCAGAAAUGACAAUGAGUGUGUGUACAGUCAUAUCAGGGUCUAGGAACUAAGAAUGACACUACUUUGAUGAGAGGCGUAAUAAAUAGUUUAAAUCAAGUGUUUCCAUUGUGCUCAGGCACACAAAAUGCCAAAAAGGCAUACUGUUGUUGUUGGGAAUGAUUUUUAUGCUUUGAAUUGGUUUGUUUUAUAUUCUAUCAAAACGUAAUAUAAUCACAUUUUAGCAUGACCUUUUGUUUGUAUUAAAUUGUUAUUGCACCGUGUCACGCACUUCUGUACUUUUAACCUUUAAUUAAACCAAUAUUUUAAAAAAUAAAAGGAAGAAAGCCUGCUUUAUAUAUCAAAAAGCAUAACGCCUGUGUAUUCAGAUGUCUAUACAUUUUAUUUGUGACAUACUUGUAAACAAGUUGCUGAAAUGUAACAUUUUGAACUCAUCGAUCCGCUGAGUUGCUUUCAGAACGUUUUCAGAUGCUUUCGGAACGUUUCCGUUCUUUAAUGCCCCUUGCUGCAUAUCGUUGUACAAUGCGCAAACGCGGAUCUGGGUGAGAUGUAUGAUAGCGAGCUAGCUGUUCCUCCCCCAUCACACGGGCUCAACUCUAGCCAAUCUGUUACUGUGAACGUUGAAAACGUUUAUUUGUACCUGCCUAGCAACCUAGCUAGCUUGUUUCAAUGUAACUAUGAGCUAACGUUAGCUAGGUUGCAAGUUAGCUUGAAUUGCUGCAGUGGCAGUUUGCGAAGGAAGAAGCAGGUACUCGGCAGUCCAAGCCGCCAAACACAAGUUACCUGUCUGACACUGACGAGUGAUGGAGGCCCCACCAGUCUCAGUGCUGCCCAUCACGGGGGGCACAAUUAACAUGAUGGAGUACCUGCUCCAAGGCAGCGUCUUGGACCAGGCCCUCGAAAUCCUAUUGCACCGCCUCCGGGGCCUUUGUGACAACAUGGAACCCGAGACAUUUGCCGACCAUGAGCUGGUCUACCUCCUGAAGGGCCAGCAGGGCAACCCGUUCCUGUUGCGAGCCCGCCGCUCCCUCUCCCACCCCACAGUGCCCUGGCACCUGCGCUACCUGGGCCAGCCGGAGGUGGGUGAUAAGUCCCGCCACGCGCUGGUUCGCAACUGUGUGGAUGUGGCCGCCUCGCACAGCCUGCCCGACUUCCUCAAUGAAAUGGGCUUCCGCAUGGACCACGAGUUCAUAGCUAAGGGCCACAUUUUCCGCAAAGGUGUGCUCAAAGUGGUAGUGAGUAAACUGUCUCGCAUCCUGGUCCCCGGGAAUACAGAGAACACUGAGCCGCUGUCACUCUCCUACCUGGUGGAGCUCAGUGUAUUGGCCCCUGCGGGCCAGGAUACCAUGUCAGAGGACAUGCGCAGCUUCGCUGAGCAGCUCAAGCCCCUGGUUCACCUGGAGAAGAUUGACCCCAAGAGACACAUGUAAGAAGGAGUGUUUUAUGAUGAGCCUCUGUUGGCUGUCAUGGACAAAGUGUAGUUUUUAUUAAAACAUUAUUUCUUUUACAUGGGACUUAUUUUUGUAUGAUUCCUAUGAGAAAGUGCUUUCCCACAGUCCUUUGUCUCUGUAAAUCAACUCUAGAUCUCACAAUCUUGAUGCGUGUCUCGUACAUUUGGAGAAGGACCAUCUGUCAUUUGGAUGUUAGUGGUGUUUGACAAGGACUUCACAGGAGGUUUAUGACAUAGCCAACAUGGCUGAUGUGACAAAUGAGGCUUUGAAUGAGCCAAUAAAUAACAAUGUUUCUAUUCACAGUGCCGAACUCUUAGAACACACAUUUUGUGUAGUGCUUUGUUCUGUCUUUGAGAUGUUUUAAAAAAUGCACAGCGCUAUAGUGUUUAUAAAAAAAUAUUUUUCUCAA
Oncorhynchus keta (chum salmon) is the source of this 3896-nucleotide messenger RNA. Its product is annotated as mediator of RNA polymerase II transcription subunit 18. The transcript is spliced from 7 exons. Gene Ontology annotation, biological process: regulation of transcription by RNA polymerase II; termination of RNA polymerase II transcription. Gene Ontology annotation, cellular component: core mediator complex; mediator complex. Gene Ontology annotation, molecular function: transcription coregulator activity. Bases 2840 to 3466 code for a protein of 208 amino acids. The record is from RefSeq and is a predicted model, not a curated record. Lineage: Eukaryota; Metazoa; Chordata; Actinopteri; Salmoniformes; Salmonidae.